Rhododendron vialii is the source of this 2213-nucleotide messenger RNA. RefSeq lists its product as uncharacterized. NCBI's taxonomy places the organism in Eukaryota, Viridiplantae, Streptophyta, Magnoliopsida, Ericales, Ericaceae. The record is from RefSeq and is a predicted model, not a curated record. Bases 124 to 1851 code for a protein of 575 amino acids. The transcript has 11 exons. Gene Ontology annotation, molecular function: protein binding.
ACACUUGUUAAUGGCUGUUUGUCCGUGUUUGCAUGAACCCAACCGAACACCCAAAAACCCAAUCGCCUCUCUCUCUCUUAAUUUCCCCCAUCUGGGUUUGCGGGUCUGGGUUCAAUCUGGAAAAUGAGGUGGGAGAAGUUGCAGAUGCGGGAGAUGGGCCCGAUGGGUGGGCCCGGAAAGAGGUGGGGACACACUUGCAACGCCGUUAGAGGGGGAAAGCUUCUCUACGUUUUCGGUGGGUACGGCAAAGAUAACUCCCAGACCAACCAAGUGCACGUCUUCGAAACUGCAACACGAACUUGGAGUCAGCCUGUGAUAAAAGGCACACCUCCGGCGCCAAGGGACAGCCACAGCUGUACCACUGUUGGGGAUAAUUUGUUUGUGUUUGGGGGUACAGAUGGAAGGAACCCACUGAGGGAUUUGCAUAUUUUAGACACCUCUUCAAAUACAUGGAUCUCGCCAAGUGUAAGAGGCGAAGGACCAGAUGCACGGGAAGGCCACAGUGCAGCACUCAUUGGCAAACGACUUUUCAUAUUUGGUGGGUGCGGAAAAUCUUCCAAUAAUUCUGAUGAGGAGUUUUAUGAUGAUCUCUACAUUCUAAAUACAGUGACUUUUGUAUGGAAUCAUGCUUCUACAUCGGGCAGCCCACCAGCAAAGCGUGAUAGCCAUACUUGCUCAUCUUGGAAAAACAAAAUCAUCAUAAUUGGUGGUGAAGAUUCAUAUGAUUAUUAUCUAUCUGAUGUUCAUAUCCUUGAUGCAGAUAAUCUUGUGUGGAGCAAGCUAGAAACUUCAGGCCAACUCUUGCCACCUCGAGGUGGGCAUACAACCGUGGCCUUGGGGAAGAACUUGUUCGUCUUUGGGGGCUUCACUGACGAGUCAAGCCUAUAUGAUGACAUCUAUAUGCUUGAUGUUGAUACUGGUGUGUGGACCAUGGUUGCAGCUACUGGCGAGGGGCCUUCUGCCAGAUUUUCCAUGGCUGGGGACAGUUUGGAUCCACAAAGGAGCGGUAUUCUUGCAUUUCUUGGUGGUUGCAAUAAGAAUCUUGAAGCAUUGGACGACAUGUAUUACUUGCACACAGGACUUACAACGGAAAACGAGCGAGAUGAACGACGACUAGAGAAGUUGUCUUUGAGGAAGCAACUGAAGUUAAAGUGCCAAGAACAGAAUAUGUUUACUCCUCCUGCAUAUGAUAAGGCCUUGGUCAGAAUUGAUACAAAUGCUGAUCUUUACCAACCGAUUCCCAUGCCAAGUAUAGAACCAAGCAAAGCUAACAUAUACAUGAGGGAAUACCAACCUUUUCAAGGGAAGAGGACAUUUCAAGCCAAGGUUACCAAAUGCUUCCCAGUUGGUUACACCAUUGAAACCAUCAUUGAUGGAAAGCUUCUUCGUGGAGUAUUAUUUUCCAACAAAUUAAGCUUUAACCAAGCUGACGAUAUUUCUAGAAGGAGAAAGGGAGCUGUGGAAAUCAAUAACGUUAAGCUGAAUAUUGAUCAGAAAUCUAACUCAGAAACCACAAAACCGAUCAGCCAGGAUAGAAUAGUUGAUAGGCAAGCGGGUGGUGCUAAUGAAAAGAAUGUGGAAGCUGCUGCCCCUCCAAAUAUGACGACUUCAGCACCUUCUGAUGCAUCUCAGCCCCAUGAGGUCUCUAGGAACUCAGAGGUGUCGGUGGAAGCUGAUGCAACUGUUAAAGAUAAUGAGAUGAAGGGCCCAACAAAUGCCUGCACUGACGUCCAAAAAGAGAUUACGUCUCUGGCAGCCAAUGACACUGUCACCCUCUUGACAAAUUCAGAGGACAAAGCAUUGGCUGCUGAAGAGCACGGUUCCUUUGUUGGUCCGGCACUAUCAGUUUGAAGCACUCCUGAUAAUAACGUUUUGAAAUGAAUUUAGGACAUCUCUUAAGGGGGGGAAAAAUAUCAACCUUGUUUGUACAUUUGUUACUCCAAGGUGGUCAUAGUUACAGUUAAAGGUGAUGACAGAAUUUGUUCUUCCAAAACUGGCGAGACUAGCCACCCGCUCAUGAUCGAGUUUCUGUACCCUAGGUACAGGUUUUAAUCCAUAACAUACUAGUUGUAUGUAGAAUCUGUAGUAAAUUAACUGCUGUAAAUUAACUGUUUUCGGAUACAAAUAUUUUGUAUCCUAAGAUUAGCAAGAGAAAAACUGCUCCUUCGAAGUUGGUAACUGUUAUGAAUGCUGUUAAUGGUAGACUUUACUAA